CGUACUUCCUCGAGCAAGCUGCACAGGUCAAAAGACGCGGUUGGGACGGUCCGGUGGCGGUGCCACUACCCUUUCCAGCACACGUCCACCAAAUUUUUUAUUCUGAUGCCAAAGGCCACUCCUCCUCCCCCGAAAAAAGCAAAGGUCCAGGCAAAACGCGACAAGUCUGGGGCAGUGAGCUCAGCAUCAUCCACCAAGGACAAAGGAAAACAAAAAGCAGUACCACAAACUGAACCCUCUACUCUACCCUCUACAUUCAAAAUCGUCGCCGGUUCAUACGAGAAACUACUCUAUGGACUAGAAGGGCGCGUCUCUGGGGAUGACGAUAUGCUCGAGUUCCACCUCAAGCCUAUAUUCACCUUCCCUGCACACGUCUCAUGCAUCAAGGCUGUCGCCGUGUCUCCAAGCGGAGGCAAAUGGCUUGCUACCGGGAGCUCAGACGAAAUAAUAAAAGUAUGGGAUCUGCGAAGGAAGAAGGAAAUUGGGGGGCUUAUGCAUCAUGAAGGUUCAAUAACCCACUUGAGCUUCCCGUCUCGGGGACACUUGCUCUCAGCCUCUGAAGAUGGGACAUUAUGUCUGUUCCGUGCACGAGAUUGGGCCGUUUUGCGAUCGCUGAAGGGCCAUAAAGGCCAUGUCAACUGCGUAGCAGUCCAUCCGUCUGGAAAGGUAGCGCUGAGCGUAGGUAAGGACAGGACCCUGCGUAUGUGGGAUCUCAUGCGGGGGAAAGGAAGUGCGAGUACCAAGUUGGGAAAAGAGGGCGAAGUCGUUCGAUGGUCCAUAUCGGGCUCACUCUUCAUCGUCCAAUCGGGAUCGACAAUAGACCUUUACAACACUGAAAUGACACUCUUACACACAAUAAAACACCCAUCACGACUACACGACGCAAAAUUCUGCAAACGCGUUGACAGUGACGAGGAAGUACUCCUCGUCGGUGCCGAAGAUAAAAAAUUGACCAUCUAUGACGUUUCAAAUGACCCCGAAAAACCGCCGACCAUAAUCGGUUUGAUGGUGGGUCACGAAAAUCGAGUCAAAGCCGUUCAGACCCUUUCCAUCGCCUUGCCAGCGUCCAAGAGGACUGCCACGACAAUUGUGUGCACAGCAUCGUCUGAUGGCAAAAUCCACGUAUAUGACCUGGCAGCACUGGACAAAACGUCACAAAAAGUCCAGGAGAUUGAACCGGUGGCUGUUUAUGAUUCGAAAGGGACUAGGCUUACUUGCAUCGCUAUCGCGGAUGGUGAGGCAGCGGUCACCAAUACGGUGAUAAAGAAGCGUAAGCGCGAGGACGAUACAGGAGGUAGUGAGGAUGAGGAUGAAGAUGCUGCAGAUGAAUGGGACAUGCAGACAGGAGAGACCGAAGGAGAGGAAGAGGAAGAGGAAGAUGACAAUGGCGAGGAAGAUGACGAGGACGAGGACGAGGAUGGAGAAAGCAGUUAGAUUUGAUAUCAUUAAUAUAUCUACAUGAAAUCUAUCGCCCUCUUCCUCCCUCUUGC
Guyanagaster necrorhizus is the source of this 1490-nucleotide messenger RNA. Its product is annotated as WD40 repeat-like protein. The record is from RefSeq and is a predicted model, not a curated record. The transcript is spliced from 5 exons. Gene Ontology annotation, molecular function: protein binding. Lineage: Eukaryota; Fungi; Basidiomycota; Agaricomycetes; Agaricales; Physalacriaceae. Bases 106 to 1434 code for a protein of 442 amino acids.